UGGGGGGGGACCCUGCGGGGAGAGGGGUGUCAGCCCCGAGCUGCCCUUCCCCGCGGCGGCAGCCUCCCGCUGCCCUGGCGCUGCAGGCUGCACGUCUCCUUAAUUAGAUAGACAGGUAAAAUCAGACAUGGUACACUGACAGCAUUUGGAAAUAAACUUUGGCAAUAAGAUGGAAGCAUAAAUCUCAAGACUUUAAACCAAAACAGAAAUGGCUCAUGAGUAUUGAAACAAGAGACUGAAGAGCCUCCAACACUUCCGUGUGAGCAGUGGAAAAGGAACAACUACCAUGGUAACACUAAUAACAGAAAAACUGCAGAACCAGAGCUUGGAUGAUCUGACGUGUAAAACAUACAAUAUUAAUCUGUACUCAUCUGAGAAGCUGAAUAGAAGUGGCAGCUUGUUCCCUUUUGAAAUCAACGAAGAGAGUCCUUGGAAAGCUUUAAAUGGGGGUUGCCCAAUCCAGACUGACACAACAAGGAAUUCAGCUUACCCUUUUGCAGUGUGCCCAUUCAGCACCGGCACUACCAGUAAUGGUAGCCUGCAGUGGCAGCAGGAAUCUUCCAGUACAUCUAUGGUGUCAGGAUGGAUAAGCGAAUUAAACCUUAAUGAAAACUCGGGUCAACCCUUAGCACCACCAACGAAACGCCAUUGUAGGUCCCUCUCUGAGCCAGAUGAGCUGGCUCGCUGUCGGUCACCGUGGAAGCCUGGCAAUUCAAAGGUUUGGACUCCUGUGUCAAAGAGACGGUGUAAUAGUGGAGGUAGUGCUACCUUGCAACGCUGCAACAGUCAUGGAAGUGCAACCUUACAGAGAAGCACAAGUAUCAGUCUCCCACAAAACAUACUGUCACUAAAUAAUGUCUUCACUAUCACCAGCUUCAACACAUCACCAGUACCCAGACCUUCCUCUGCCAGCAGCGGGUUUGUGGACAGUAGCGAGGGCAGCACAAGCUCGAGUACCCGCUGGAAUUCUGGAGGCCCUUGUGACUUUAACCCAAGGCGCCGCCUCUCCCUCUCCCAGGAGCACAUCACCGAGACGGGAAAUCUCUUGCCUUCAGCCAACAGCACUCCCACCUCCACACCUGAGCUCAGCCGGCGUCAGGGCUUGUUGAGAUGCCGCUCUCAGCCUUGUGUUCUGAAUGAAAAGAAAAGCCGGCUAAAGCGCAGACGGGAGGAGGAUGUACGAUGGAACAGACCAUCGUUAGACUUUUUUAAAAUGACACGGACUUUAAAAAAUUCCAAAAGUCUUUGCUCCCUUGACUAUGAAGAUGAUGAUGAUGACACACAAAUGAAGACAAUUGUGUCAUCCCCCUGUGACUCAAAUGAUCUUAUGAACAUCAUCACCCCUGGUUCCAGUCCGAUGAAAGAGCAGCUGGAUGAAGUAAGGCAUCAUGGGUCAUGCCAAGGUAGCUUCAAAACAAGGGAUUAUAAGAAAGCAGCUGCAGUAUGUGAAAGUGAUGAGGACACAAGUGAUUGUGAGAGCACCGAAGAAGGCAUCUUCCCUCUAGACUGUGGGGACUUGGACCUAGAGCAGAUUGAAAACAACUGAGACUGCAAGUUGUGUGCUAGGAUCAGAGUUGUUCUAAAUUAAAAUGAUAGAGGAUUACCUUUGCCAUGCAUAAUCCAUGUCCCUGAAUCUCUGUAUUGCCUAUCUUGGGCCUGUGUUAGAAGAAAUGUUUCAGGUGGGGGAAAAACGUGAACCAUUGUUACCUGUUUAGUCUGUUGAUCAAUAUGUGGAUGACAACAAAAGUAGGAGGUUAAAUGUUAUUUUGAACAUUAAGGAAUAAUUUUGAUUAAAGAUUUCCUAACAGAUAUUUUGCAUUUUUAUGGCUUUUACAGUUCUGGAGAAAAAGCAUCUCUAUUUUGAAAUGAAUUUUCAGAAGGGCAUUCUAUAAAACUAAAUCUCUCUACAGUGAUUCUGGUGCGGGUAUAUGUUGCUUUUGUUAAAGAGCUUAAUGUGAACAGUGAAUUGCAUAACAAAAUUGGUAAUAAACCUUCGGAUAGAACUCUUACAUCUGGUUGGCAACUGGUCCAAAAAUACUUAACUGCCAUCUUCAACAGUGUCUGGUUAAAAAAAAAAAAAAAAAACAAAAAACAAA
Phalacrocorax carbo (great cormorant) is the source of this 2096-nucleotide messenger RNA. NCBI's taxonomy places the organism in Eukaryota, Metazoa, Chordata, Aves, Suliformes, Phalacrocoracidae. The record is from RefSeq and is a predicted model, not a curated record.